Messenger RNA from Lathyrus oleraceus (garden pea), 1028 nucleotides. RefSeq lists its product as uncharacterized. Gene Ontology annotation, molecular function: RNA binding. NCBI's taxonomy places the organism in Eukaryota, Viridiplantae, Streptophyta, Magnoliopsida, Fabales, Fabaceae. The coding region runs from base 177 to 839 and encodes 220 amino acids. Gene Ontology annotation, cellular component: nucleus. The transcript has 2 exons. The record is from RefSeq and is a predicted model, not a curated record.
UGUUUUCAGCCCGGCCCAAUUAGUUGGGUUUUAAGGCCCAAAGCUAAGCUUAACCUAACAAAUAUUCGAUCAAAUUCAAAACCCUAAUAGUUUCACUUCAUUCUUUUUGUUUUAAUCUGGUCAAUCAAGAAUUCCUCUGGUUUUUAUAUCUUCUUCGCCACUUCUACAGAUUCACUAUGCAGCGAACCGAAGCAUCUUCUUCGAUGGAAGUCGACACUGUCCUAUCGGACCCAAAAGUUUUGCCUCCAAAGCCUCAAUUUGAGCCGCUAAAGCCCCAUGAGAUGUCCAGUGGUCAGGUUCAGUUUCGCAAGGUAUCCGUUCCGCCGCAUCGUUACACUCCUCUCAAGAAAAUUUGGAUGGAGAUCUAUACACCUGUAUACGAGCAGAUGAAAAUUGAUAUCCGAAUGAAUUUGAAGGCUCGAAAAGUUGAGCUGAAGACAAGACAUGAUACUCCAGAUAUAAGUAACCUUCAAAAGUGUGCUGAUUUUGUCCAUGCUUUCAUGCUGGGUUUUGAUGUUGUAGAUGCUAUUGCUAUUCUCCGGUUGGAUGAGCUCUAUGUUGAGUCCUUUGAGAUUAAGGAUGUUAAGACACUUCGAGGCGAUCACUUGUCUCGGGCUAUUGGAAGAUUGUCUGGAAAAGGUGGUAAGACUAAGUUUGCAAUUGAGAAUGCCUCGAAGACAAGGAUUGUGAUUGCUGACACUAAAAUUCACAUUCUGGGAUCGUUUGCAAACAUCAAGAUUGCUAGGGAUUCUCUAUGUUACCUAAUUAUGGGAUCACCGGCCGCUAAGGUUUAUUCUAAAUUGAGAGCGGUUACUUCUAGGAUGGCAGAAAGGUUUUGAUGUUAUAGUGAAAAGUUAUAAAUAGAGUUAUUUAUGAAUGUUUGGUUGAGUUGAUUGUUGAAUUGAUUGUUUCAGAGUAUCAAAUUUUGGUUUUUUUCUUGUGUUGUAAUGAUAUAAUUACUUUUUUCUUUUGAACUUCCAUGGUUAUGUUAAUGGCAAAAUCAAUCAAUUUCAAUAGUGUUUUUAUAA